Messenger RNA from Paramacrobiotus metropolitanus, 2552 nucleotides. RefSeq names its product probable serine/threonine-protein kinase DDB_G0284251. The transcript is spliced from 7 exons. Gene Ontology annotation, molecular function: ATP binding; protein serine/threonine kinase activity. Bases 547 to 2202 code for a protein of 551 amino acids. Gene Ontology annotation, biological process: protein phosphorylation. NCBI's taxonomy places the organism in Eukaryota, Metazoa, Tardigrada, Eutardigrada, Parachela, Macrobiotidae. The record is from RefSeq and is a predicted model, not a curated record. Gene Ontology annotation, cellular component: cytoplasm.
UACUGUUUCCGUAUUUUGACUUUUCGGCCUAGUCAGCAGCCGGCGUGGAGCAUGUUGGUAAACACACUAUGGAGUACUUGUACCGAUUUUCUUCACAUGCGCGUACAGUACAGCUGCUGAGCAGCAUCUGAUACUGUAUGCUGUGCUCGGUGUGCUGCUUGCUGAACCAACUUUUAAAUUUUAUUUUCUUCUGAGCGUGCUAAGCCAUUAGCACGAGACGUGGAUAUGUUGAGAAUAAUGGAACAGUGUAGUGACUGUAGUCCACAUCGAUAAGCAGCUGCUGUGGAGGUCCAUUUAGAUAAGCCAUGGAUGCUCGGGUUUCCACUCUAACACCACGUUGACCAUCGCAUGCGAUUAUUAUACCACCAAAGUUUCUUAUUUGUGCCACCUGCUACAAUUAUUCGCUUAACCAGAAUUACUGCCAAUUACGAUGAGUACUUGUAUACGUCGAUCGUCGCAUGCGAUUAAUUUUAGUAUGCCACCCAUGUUGUUUAGUUGUGCCACCGAUGCUAAUUAUUUGUUAAAUCAGUAACACUUUCCAUUACAAUGAGCACUCGUACCAAACCAUUACGCAACACCACGCAUGUUGCCAUUCCUUCACGACCGAGAACCUCCACGAAAGCGAUGGAUGCUUGGGAUAAAGAUCAUCACCACGCCGAGCUGAAGGAACUACUUCGUCCGCUGCAUCCCGGAUUUAUCUGCGUCCUGACCAAGACAUUUUUGGGAUGUGGUGGACAGACAGUAGUCGGGGUGUACGUUGCAGAGAAUCUGGCAACCGGGGAGAAGUAUGCGGCGAAACGCUUACCAGCAGAUGAUCCGAAAGUGGUGGAAGACACCAUUACAGAAUACCGCCUUAUACACAAUAUACAGCAUCCGAAUUUAGUUAGAUAUUAUGGAAUUGAGCUUAAUAUAACUGUCCCCGGGCCAUAUGUCAUGGGACCACGGGAUGAGCUGUGGUUAAUCAUGGAGCUUUGCGAAGAUUACACCUUAAGAGAUAUGGCCAAGAGAAAUCUAAGUUUUGAGAAGAUAGUGGAUAUCGCUCAGCAAGUCCUCCGCGGUCUCCACCAUCUACACGAGAGAAAAAUUGUUCACCGUGACCUCAAGUGCCAAAAUGUCCUAGUGGGCCUGGAUGGCACUAUAAAGCUGGCGGAUUUCGGGCUGAUCAAGAAACUAGAAGGUACCAUGACUAAGACCAAUGAGCUACAGCCCGAUACGGGUACGCUGCGCUACAUGGCUCCCGAAGUACUCGAUGGCACCAGCGGAGAGUACAAAAUAGGCCGCCGAAGCGACAUUUGGAGCUUCGGAUGUAUGCUGCCGGAAAUGCUGACCGGGAAGGCUCCCGAAUAUGCCGUUGAAUUUACCAACGUCGGCAAGGCAGCCAUGCAUAUUAUCGAAGGGAAUGGUCCGCUGUUCCCGUCAGGACUAUCCGAUCGGUUCUCUCCAGAACAGAUCCGGGUACUCCAACAGGUUUUUCGACGAUGCAUCGUCAAGGAGCCGACUAAUCGGCCCCACGCAACAGACCUACUCAAAGAUUUCGAAGGGGACUUUUUACAACUGAAGCCGAGAACCGACGUGGAUGAGCUAACCCGCGCGUUGGAUUCGUUUGUUAUCAGCAACGACAAUCGUCGCCCCGUGACGCAGCCAACAUCUUUUGAUGGUGGCGGCGACCUUUUGUGCAGCGCGCGGUCGCUUCUGAUGGAUGCCAGCAGAAUGAAGGACAAUCCCUUUCCCAAACGAGAAGUGGCUAAGUUCCGCUGGCUACCGUUUGGGUUCGACCGCUACAUCAUGGUACAUACAAAGGACGCAAAAACAUUCAUCUCACAGUUCAUCAGUGGGCAGCGUAAUCCACUAUCCAGCCGCGUUUCUGUCGGGAUUCUGGUGGAGUCGUUGGACAGUGACCUUACGCUGUAUGCACAAAGAGCAAAAAUUCACGCGGGUACACUGGAUGCGAUGAAAGGUCACGCGUUGGACACAUUGUUCGUGUGGCCCAACGGCGCGGCUCGCCGCGAGGAUAUGUGGACCAUCAAAGAUCAGUUAGUCAGGGUCUUCUCUUUUUCCGCCGCGCAGCUGAUCAUCGUUGGAUCAUUGGCAUCGCCAGAAUUUUUGAAAGCACGGAGUCGAUGGAAAGAUCUGGUGCAGGACGCCAAAGAUGCUCAGCGUCUUGUCGGAGCACCUCCGUUUGUCGCCCACCGAAGCGCAUAACCGUCCAUUUGUCUACUAUUAUUGACGAACCGAACCAUGGUUGUCUCAUAGAUCCUUGAACAAUACUAUCCUCCUUCGUACUUUGUUAAAGUUUAUCUAAAAGAAUAAUUAUUGUCUUCUCCGAAUGUUUUUACUGGGUUACUCCUCAGGAUCAAAAAGGUUUCCGUACAACACUUCUACACGUAGUACACUUUGACAAGUCUUCUACCAAUACUGGCAAUUUCCUGUACAUGCUGCGCGUCCACGCAUUAACGUAAUGCUGAUCCGCUGUUUCAAAAAAUGGGUAGAUCGCUUCCCUUGUGCCUUCCCAAGAAGCGUUUUUCCAGUAACAUUAGUUCUAGCCUAUGCCC